Molecule: messenger RNA, 3865 nt
Organism: Drosophila biarmipes
Lineage: Eukaryota; Metazoa; Arthropoda; Insecta; Diptera; Drosophilidae
Gene: AstA-R1
Product: allatostatin-A receptor
Exons: 10
Coding region: 544-1728 (394 amino acids)
Biological process (GO): G protein-coupled receptor signaling pathway
Cellular component (GO): membrane
Molecular function (GO): G protein-coupled receptor activity
Source: RefSeq, a predicted model, not a curated record
CUGGCGAAUGUCCUGAACGACGGUUGUGUGGCGGACUAGAACAGGACCAAAGGACCCUACGGCAUCGGCCUAAGAAGUUCGAAAUUGGUACAUUUUAAAAACUCACUCGGCAGUUAAACAUUUUUUCUUUAUUUUUUAAUGUGUCUUAUGAAAUAAACAACAAUCUACCAUCAAAAUAAAACCCAACCCAAAGGGUGUAGAACAAAUUAUCAAAACGGAUUGGAAGUGAAAGCGAACACGGUUUUAGAAGUUUUUUGGUGAAAAAGUUUUGACCCAGUGUUUUCCGGUUUUCCCUUUUUUUGUUUCAAAAUUUCCUGCUGUCCAGCGACUUCGAGGAAUUGAAUCAGGGCGGUAUAACUCACGGAUAUGCAAAUGCCGAGGUGGGCGUGGCCGGGGGCGUGCCGAAACAAGCAAAUGGGAAACGCCAAACAAUAGAAGCAGAAAGACAUCCAAUUAAAAAGGACCUACAUAAUCGAACAAGAUAUAUAUAGAGAGAUAAAUACAUAUAUAAAUAAUAUAGAGAAUAUAUAUAUCCCGAGCAAGAUGACCGGCCAUCGGUCGGUGGCCCUUUUGUUGGCCAUGCUAAUUAGCAGCUGGCCAAAAGCCUCUUUGGCCGCCACUGGAAAUGGCAGUAUUGUGAACUCCACCAACAGUAGUGGCAACAACUAUGCAUUCACAUCGGAGCACUCAGAAUACUCGGACCACAAUGCCAACGACUCCAUGGAGUACGAUGCCGAGAGUGUGGCUCUCGAGAGGAUCGUAUCUACGAUAGUUCCGGUCUUUUUUGGCAUUAUCGGAUUCGCAGGACUCCUAGGCAACGGUCUGGUUAUACUGGUGGUUGUGGCCAACCAGCAGAUGCGCUCGACCACCAACCUGCUGAUUAUCAACCUGGCCGUCUCGGACAUUCUGUUCGUCAUCUUCUGCGUCCCGUUCACGGCCACCGAUUACGUGCUGCCCGAAUGGCCGUUUGGCAAUGUGUGGUGCAAGUUCGUCCAGUACAUGAUUGUGGUUACGUGCCACUGCAGUGUUUACACGCUGGUGCUGAUGUCCUUUGAUCGCUUCCUGGCCGUCGUUCAUCCCGUGACGAGCAUGUCCCUGCGAACCGAGCGCAACGCCACACUGGCCAUCAUGUGCGCCUGGAUAACGAUUGUGACGACUGCGAUUCCGGUGGCACUUUCGCACUCGGUGCGAAACUAUCAGUACCACGGAAAUGCUGGCACCGCUUGCGUCUUUUCCACAGAGGAGGAGGUCUGGAGUCUCGUCGGUUUUCAGGUCUCGUUCUUUUUGUCCUCCUAUGUGGCACCUUUAACGCUGAUUUGCUUCCUCUACAUGGGAAUGCUGGCUCGCCUGUGGAAAAGUGCUCCCGGCUGCAAGCCUUCCGCUGAGUCACGCAAGGGAAAGCGGCGCGUCACCCGAAUGGUCGUUGUUGUCGUAUUGGCAUUUGCCAUCUGCUGGCUCCCCAUUCAUGUCAUCCUUGUGCUGAAGGCUCUGAAUCUUUAUGGCGGCAGCCACCUGUCGGUCAUCAUCCAGAUUAUAUCUCAUGUGGUGGCCUACACAAAUUCCUGCAUCAAUCCCAUUCUAUAUGCCUUUUUGUCCGACAACUUUCGCAAGGCAUUCCGCAAGGUGGUUUGGUGUGGCAGCCCGCCUCCUCUGAUGACCAAUCAACAGGUGACCAAGACCACGCGAACUGCAACCGGCAACGGAACGUCCAAUAUUGAAAUGCUCUAAGCGGCUCUUGAAAAUGAAUAAAUUGGGAUCGUCACAUCAUUUUUGAAGGCGACUUUCAAACCCAAGAUAGAAAAUGUGAAUUUAAAACUAACAAAAAAUACAAAACACUAAUGUUAAAUGCAAAAAAAUGUAAACGCGGCGCAUUAAGUUAACUAUAUACAUAUACUAACCAAUAUAUGUCUAUUAGGAGAAUAUAAUUUUCCGAAUUAUAAAAUGUGAUUGUUUUGAUUACACAAUUUUUAAUUCCCACACAAAAAAUCAAAAAGUAGAAUUUUCCUUUACAUUUUUCAUUGUUGAAUUGAUUUAUGUAUUUGUUUUUUUUUUAGAUCUAUAGACGCCCUUUACAAUUUAUCUGAAACCUAGAAAAUUAAGCAAAAAAUGCAUAGACUUAAGACUAUAACAUACAAUUUAAUUUUAUAAAAAAGGAAACUUACAAUUUAAUUGUUCGAAAUGAAAUUUUGCAUCUGAAAUAUUGGAAAUGGCAAACCAAAAAAAAAAAAUCUGAAACAGAUAUGCUGUAAAUUCCGUGUGACAGAAAUUGAUGAGAGUUGACAUUAAAAUUAAUGAGUAGGAUUAAUGGACAGCGGCAUUCGUGUAACAAUGUGUAGAUUUCUGUGUAAUUUGCAUGUGUGUCAUUUAGUGAUUAAGCGAUUAAUAGCAAAAAAUUAUAAUUGAAAAGUAAGUUAUUAUAAAAUUACAUGACCAGAUUGAACAGAAGAGAUUUAACGGUAGGGAAGUGGAAAUUUACAUAAACGAUUUUCGAAAGCUGAUUGUUUUUUGCGUUGCCUAUUGAAAUACAUAUGUAUAUUGUAAGGCCGAGUAGCGCAAAAUUAACUGAAAUUUUUAUUACACUUAAGAAAAGCUAUAUAUGAGAAAAACUGGAAUUUAAGAUAAAGUUAAAACUGGAUUUAAGGGCUUAAUAAAGCGUCACUAGUACUACCUUUUGCAACUAGCAAAGCUCAAUGGAAUAUAAAUAAGCCCCGUAUAAUCUCUUCACCUUUUCCUUUAUGCAAAUGAAAUCAAUCUAGAUUUAAUUCAACAAUAAAAAAAAACACACGUAUAUACAAUGUUUUCAUCUGCAUAAAUUAUAGACCCUUUGAAUCAAAUAAAGAUUAGCCAUAGGUCACCCAAAAGUACCCUGCAUUUCCAAAUAGAUUUAAUUAAUUCAUAAAUUAGCCGAUUGUUGACCAUGCGAAAUGUUUAAGUUAUGACUUAAGUUAAUCAUGUAAAUUGUAAUGAAAUAUAUAAUAAUAUUUAUACAAAUUUGACUAUUAAAUAAGGCAAAUCAAUUAAACAUUUAGAUUGUUUUGUUGACUCUUUCGUUUGCUUGGCUUCGGCCUUGCCGAAUAAAAAUAUAACAAAUAAAAAAAUUAUGAAAACAAAUAAUUAUAGAACUAAAAAAUACCAAAAUGGGAGUAGGUGUUCUUGGUUGAAUUUUAAUUUUUUGAUAUCUUAGAGCUAAGCAAAAUUACAAUUAAUAUAAAUAAAUAAAAAUUAAACAGAUUGUUCAACGGUUUUUUUUUAAUUAAAAUUAUUGUGAACUUAAAGAUAAAUAAAUCUUAAAACAGGUCAAAAUUAGCUUACUUAUUCUUAAAUUUCUUGAAUUAAUAAAGAACGCCUACUACCCCUUUGGUAUACCACUGUACUUAAGCUAAGAAAACUAUUGUAUCUAUAUAUCACAAAAAGAUAUAAAUAUAUAUGGCAACAUAAAUCCAAAUUUAUGUAUUUAUAUUUGUAUUUGUAAAUGUAUUCUACUGCAUUCCUAGCACAGUUGUGGAAUUGAACAAUAUUUGAAUUUAGAAAAGGAAGCAACCGAAAAUAAGAGGCAAAAUUGAAAAAGAGAAAAAUUUAAAUAUUCUAGAAUGUAAGCUAAAAAUUGAUCAAUUUUUUUUUUGUGUGUCCCGUAGGGUAUUCGCUGGUCGCCUAGCCUCACACAACUUCAAACAAAAAUCUAGCGAGUAAAAAAUGCAUUACGGAAUAAACUAAUGUCUUUUUUUGAUUUUCAAAUAUGCAGCAAAUAGUUUAUAGUGUAAGAUGGAAAGCAGAACUUAUUGUAUUUGUAUAUGAAUGUAUAUGUACAAUAAAAUUUGUUCAAUGUGUUAAAUAAAAUUGAUGACUCUGUGUACACAACAUUAAA